This is a messenger RNA of Fusarium tjaetaba, 411 nucleotides long. RefSeq lists its product as uncharacterized. The record is from RefSeq and is a predicted model, not a curated record. The transcript has a single exon. Bases 1 to 411 code for a protein of 136 amino acids. Lineage: Eukaryota; Fungi; Ascomycota; Sordariomycetes; Hypocreales; Nectriaceae.
AUGGGUCAGUCAGGCAACUCCGGGUUAGAGACCGACUGGGCACGUCCAAACCAACGAUGCCCGUGCCCACCAAAACACCGUGAAGCUCACGGUGGACCAACCCUGCAGCAUAGUCGCGCGACUAAUUGCCUGCGCAGGGCUGGCCUCGGCCUAGAAUCCCAGGGCCUAUGCGAGGCUGGUGUCCCUCGAAAGCUUCGACGUGCGGUUCCUCUCUCCUCGGAGCCUCCACAAGGCAAAGAUGCUGAUCAAGGCGGUGACGCUAUUACGACUCUUAUCCAACGGGAGGAAGAACAUGCCCGCAUACGUCUAGGUCAUGUGCGAGAAUACCAGGUCCAUGUUCACCAUCCUGUUGAACGACCCAAGUCGAUAGAGAUACAGUUUUGUCAUGUUGAUGACGAGGAUGAGCUCUGA